AGAGAAGACCUUUAUAAACAGAAGAAGUGUGUGAAUAGAUCGAUCAUUGUAAAAGAUGAAUAUCGGUUUGUAAAGAGAGAGAUGGAGGAAAUAAAGCACAGGACAGUGGAAGUGAAUGGCAUAAAAAUGCAUAUAGCAGAGAAAGGAGAAGGCCCUGUGGUGUUGUUCCUCCACAUAGUGGCUGAUCUUGUUGCCCUUAUUGGUUGGUACCUCUGCAUCUUUCGCCCCGAAAAGGUUAAGGCAUACGUCUGCCUCAGUGUCCCUCUCCUUCACAGUCAAAACCGCAGUUGCAAUUUAUUUUCAUAUUUUGAUGGGCAGGAAUAUUCAUCAACUUCCCUGCUGCUUGUGUUGUGUGUACCUUGUAUAUAUUCUACCCGCUAAACUUUAGCAUAUAAUAUAAACUUUCAAUCUUGUCAUGCAA
This is a messenger RNA of Glycine soja, 421 nucleotides long. RefSeq lists its product as uncharacterized. NCBI's taxonomy places the organism in Eukaryota, Viridiplantae, Streptophyta, Magnoliopsida, Fabales, Fabaceae. The coding region runs from base 82 to 381 and encodes 99 amino acids. The transcript has a single exon. The record is from RefSeq and is a predicted model, not a curated record.